AUGCCAAUUGGCUAUAAAUAUAGGGUAAGUCAAGACUCGAACACCACCCAUCUUAAAUGUCUCUGCAAUCAUUUAACAUCUUUUGGUGGAAACUUCAUCCAAGCACCAAACCCAAUUGACUUCGACAAAGUUUUUGCUGAGUUUUCAAACCUUGCUGAAAGUGGCAAUAUUUCAGUACUUGUGACAAUUGCCAGUUUUUUCCUUCUGUACUUCGUUGUCUUAAUCCUCGCAAGGAGGGCCGACAAGAGAGAUGUAGAUAAGAUUUGCCCUCCUAAAUUGAUACCGCUUGUGAGGGAAGGAGCCUAUUAUUACGAUAUGGUUAUAAGCACGGGCGUUUGGAAACAUUCAGCAACAACAGCUAACAUAACCAUCAGUAUCAAGGGCGAAAAUUAUGGGCAUAGUCAAAUUCUAUUGAACGAGAAAGGGGAGACGAGUGAGCUUUUCGAACGAGGGAGUAUCAACGGCUUUGUUCUCGAGAUGAAAGAAUCCAUUGGCCCUUUAAAAGAAAUUACUUUGGAUCACGAUAAUUCGGGUAACAAUCCGUCUUGGUUUGUGGAAACCGUAGUUAUCCAAGAUCGUCAGACCGAAGAAAGAUGGGUUUUCCCCAUCAAUAGAUGGCUUGCGUUGGAAAAAGACGACGGCCAAAUAGAGGUAACUGUGGAUAGCAAAUCUUACUCUGCCUUCUCAGCUCAGGUUCGCUCGCGCUUGGCCAGAAAACUUGCCGACAGUCACUUGUGGAUGUCAGUGUUUGGGAAAGCAUGUAGCAGUACCUUUACACGUGUGCAAAGAGCUUCAUGCUGCCUUUCAGUUCUGUUUAGUGCCAUGAUAGCAAAUGCCAUGUUCUAUAACAUUGGUGGCGAAUCUGAUGGUGCUAUACAGGUUGGGCCUUUUAAGUUUUCCUGGACACAGAUAGUCAUCGGAGUACAAAGUGGCAUUAUCAUUGCACCAGUAAACAUAAUAAUUGCCUUCUUGUUUAAGUCUAGUAGACCGAGGAAGAAAAGGAGCGAGAAAUACCAAAGUACAGACGGGGCCCAACGACUUUUGGAUGAAAUGACGGACAGUGGUUGUAUGCUUCCUCAUUUCUUUGUUUAUUUGAGCUGGUUUCUCUGCUUCUGUACGACAAUGACUGUUGAUGGUGAUUAUAUUCAUGAAUGGGAUGGCUUUGUUCCCAUCAUUGCUAUUUCUGCUUGGAUGAAGAUGAAUGUCAGGAUCAGAAACACAACUGUGACGCGAAUGCUCAGUGUAACAUUACUUUUGGCUAAUAUAACUGCACUUGCCUCAAUGGAUAUCGACGAAUGUACUACAAAUGUGCACAACUGCGACCCAUUGGCUGUUUGUAACAACACUGUUGGAUGUUUUCACUGCACAUGUAUGUCAGGGUAUGAAGGAGAUGCGUUGUACAACUCCUAUGAAGGGGGUGGUUAUGCAGCAGUCAUGGGAUACGAUGGAAGCACUGCAAAAGGCGUCCUUAACGAGACUGUUACUAAUGGAUGGCUUGGUCGCCGAACUCGAGUUGUAAUUCUAGAGUUUGCUGUUUUCAAUGUCAAUACCAUCUUGAUUAGCGUUGCCACAUAUUUUUACGCGGCCAUAUAUACUGGUGCAGCCUACACUAAAAGGAGAAUUGAAACACUGGAGUUGUACAGCACUGAGUCAGGAGCUCUGAUGUUUUCCUUAAUUGGCCAGUUUCUGUUCAUGGCUAUGGUCCUCUUUUACUUCAUAGUUAUUUAUAAAAUAUUUGGCAGUGUUCAAAAGCUAUUUCGCAUGGUAGGGGAUGCACACGGUUUAGGAGCAUGGUUAAAGAACGAAUUCAUAUUAAACAUCUAUAACCAGGCGUGGUACAACGGACUUGAAGAGAAAAACGAUGUGUACAUCGGGAACAAGAUGUCGAUAUUAGUGGGAAUGCCCUGGUUGCGACAGCUCAGAAUUAAAAAAAGUAAACUUUGGUCAGAACAUAUAAUUUUUAUAAACAAACAGGUUAUCAAAAAGGACCGUUUGAACUUGACGAUGGACAAUGGAGCUCCUAACUUGCAAACUCGGGCUGUAAUUCUAGAGUUUUCUGUUUUCAAUGUCAAUACAAACUUGAUUAGCGUUGCAACAUACUUUUACGAGGCCUUAGCUACUGGUGCAGCCUACACUACGAGGAGAAUUGAAACACUCGAGUUGUACAGCACUGAGUCAGGAGCUCUGAUGUUUUUCUUAAUUGGCCAGUUUCUGUUCAUGGCAAUGGUCCUCUUUUACUUCAUAGUUAUGUUGGUUCACCUUUAUCAACAACGCCUAGGAUUCUUUAAGUCUGUUUGGAACAUGGUGGAUUUCUUCAUGAUAAUUUUCUCUGUAGCCUCUGUAGCAUUUUACAUGAUAAGAGCUAAAAGCGUUUUGAACACUGUCAAAUCUAUUCGAGCCAAUCCAUAUGAAAUCGUGCAUUUCCACACAGCCUUGGAUUGGCUUAACCUUGAAAAUGCGUCUAUUGCUGUCGCUGUUUUCAUGGUGACGGUCAAGCUUUUGAAUCUAAUUCGUUUUAACCCACAUGUAAUAUACUUGUUUUCGUCUUUUCGGCAAUCUAUAGGCUGUCAACUCUCGUAUGUGCUCCUUUUUAUGAUCGUGUUUAAUGCAUUUGUUGUGACAGGUAUGAUAUUUUUCGGUGGUGUAGUAUUAGAGUAUUCUAGUUACCUCAAUGCAGUCAUGUCGCAAUUCGAAUUCCUGUUAGGAAAAGCAAUCCCAAUGGACGCUCUUCGAAGGGACAAACCCUUCAUUGGUCCGACGUUUGUGUUUUUGUUUUGUAUAUUCACAAGUAUAUUUCUUAUGAAUAUUCUGAUUUCUAUCCUUAACGAAUCAUACGGUGACGCAAAAUCAAACGCAGAGGAAAAUGCAAAAGAGCUUGAGAUGGCACGUUUUAUUGAGGAGCGUUUAAUGGAAAAUUUCCACGAGGGAAUUAAUCGGACUGAGUUUAAAUUGUUUUGCGAUGAGACAAUAUUGGUCAACAUGUGCCUUUCUGAAGCUGAGCCAUUUUGUUUGAAUUCUGAAUGUAUCAUCCAAUGUACAGAGGAGCGAAUGCUAAAAGUGGAAAAAAGACUUACUGUUCUCACUCGGCGAACAGAGUACAUGGAGGCUGAUUAUUUGAGAGAGGAAAAUGAUUUUACUGACCUCUUGUUAUUAAUGAUAAAUCCUUCUAUGCAUGAUCAGGAAAAGAAAUCAAAAGAUCAUAUCUGA
Messenger RNA from Pocillopora damicornis (cauliflower coral), 3207 nucleotides. RefSeq names its product polycystin-1-like protein 2. NCBI's taxonomy places the organism in Eukaryota, Metazoa, Cnidaria, Anthozoa, Scleractinia, Pocilloporidae. The record is from RefSeq and is a predicted model, not a curated record.